This is a messenger RNA of Erpetoichthys calabaricus (reedfish), 8381 nucleotides long. It is a transcript of the gene stab1, whose product is annotated as stabilin 1. The coding region runs from base 394 to 8082 and encodes 2562 amino acids. Gene Ontology annotation, molecular function: calcium ion binding; hyaluronic acid binding. The record is from RefSeq and is a predicted model, not a curated record. Gene Ontology annotation, biological process: cell adhesion. The transcript has 69 exons. NCBI's taxonomy places the organism in Eukaryota, Metazoa, Chordata, Cladistia, Polypteriformes, Polypteridae.
CAUGGCUGGGAAUUGAAAAAUAAGCGUGGUGAUGUUAUCUUUUUUUUUUUUUUUUUUCGAGGUAUGCACAGCUAGCCGUGGCAAUCAGCGAGGAUUUCCUUCCAUGAGCACUCCGCUAAUAUAGUAGAGGAAAUCCGCUUGUGUUCCUGUUUUGGUGUGCUUUAACUGAAAAGAAACUCUCUGGCUUCUUAAAUGGAGUGCUUGAAAGGGAUAACAGUUGGAGGACUUCGAUGCUUUCAGAAACUUCUGGCAAAAUUGUGAAAACACAGGAAAUUUAAUAUUGUGUUUUGGAAAUUACGCCGCUGUGAGAAGCUUUUUUUGCCCUUGAAGAUCUAACUGCUGUGUUUAUUUGUUUAUCUUGAAGACUUCAUCAUUCCAGCGAAUGGCUUUGAUAUGAUUAGAUACCGAGGAGGAAGCGGACAAAUUUCAGGAAUGCACUUCUUAGUGGCCAUCUGUUUAACGCUGUCGGCAGCGGCACAGAAGAGCACGACCCUUGACAAUCACUGCGAUUUGCAGACCGUCCUUCAUCUCAGCACCCCGUGCACCUCCUGUGCGGCCUCUUCAAAAGUGCUUUGUCCGCGAGGAUUUAAGAAGACGACACAGGACAUCGGCCUCAGGGACUGCAGUUUCUCUGUUAACAUGGGAGACAAGACCUUAGUGCUAUCAGGAUGCAGACAUAACUGUGACAAGAACAUCACUGAAAACAACUGCUGCCCAGGAUUCUGGGGAUCUGACUGUAUUUCGUGUCCCACUUGGUCAGAAAGAAUCUGCAAUUGGCAUGGCAGGUGCUUGGAUGGCGAAACUGGCAACGGGACUUGUGUUUGUGAGGAUGCUUUUACCGGGUUUGCCUGUCAAGACUGCAAAAAUCAAAAUACAUAUGGAGAGGACUGCAGUUCAGAGUGUGACUGUGUUCAUGGAGUCUGCAGCAAUGGAGUACAUGGUAAUGGGACGUGUAUUUGUGAAGUUGGCUAUACGGGUGCACGCUGUGACCAAGAAUCCCCACUUUGUCUUGCUGCUAACUGUGGAGACAAUUCAGUCUGCAAUGACAACAAAGGUGUUGCUUCUUGUGGCUGCAUACCGGGCUUCAGAAGAGCUGGGAGAAACUGCACCUAUAUAAAUCGUUGUUUUCAAAAAGUCUGUGAUCACAAUGCUCAGUGCAAAACCAUUGGAACAAAGUAUGAAUGCACGUGUAAAGACGGCUACCAGGGAGAUGGCAAGGUCUGCAUUCCAGUGGACCGCUGCUUAGUGGACAAUGGAGGCUGCCCGGCCAACACAACAAACUGUGUUUAUAAAGGCCCUGGAAAGGUCAUGUGUGUUUGUAAACCAGGAAUGGAAUCCCGGAAUCCCACACUUGGUUGCAAAUUAAAAGCUUGUUCAGCAGGAUGUGAUAAAUCCUCUACGUGUGAAAUCGGUUUGGGUGGUACAGAAACGUGCACAUGCAAGUCUAAUCAGAUUGGGGACGGCAAGAGCUGUUUUGGGAACAUCAUGGAAAGUAUUCUGGAGCUUAACAAACAGUCGAGAUAUAAAGGAAAACUGAGCAAUGCAAUCCAGCUGUUUGAAAAGAGCUGUUUGUUUACUCUCAGCAGGCUGGGGCCGUUUACAGUCUUUGUGCCAGCCUUGAAUCCCGCCAUACCAGUAAAACUACAAAAUGCUGCUUGCAACCUUCACGUAAUUAUUGGCCAGUUGCUCUUCAGAGACUUGCGAGACAAAGACUUUUGGACUCUUGCAGGAGAGCCUGUUAGUUUCAAAGAUGAUAAGAGCUUUCAUUUCCACAAAGAUCCCAGUACAAUCUACAGAAUAACUCAGAGUGACCUCCCAGCAGCCAAUGGAAUCAUCCAUAUCAUUAAUCAGCUGGUUACUAACAUUGAGCCAGAUGGAACAAAAGACGCGCAGAAAAAGAAGACCAUUCGUGAGAUCAUUGUAGAAAACCCUCUUUUCAGUAGAUUUGAAACACUUCUUGAACACUGUGAAAACCUACCACCUCUCAACAUGCCUGGCACUUUCACGGUAUUUGUACCAACCAAUGAGGCUGUGGAUCAGUACAGGGAUGGCACUAUAAUUUACCUGCUGACCCAGGCAAAUGCAAAACUUGAAGAGCUUGUGAGGCAUCAUGUGUACAGUUCUGCCAUGGUCACCGUUGACAGGCUCUCUUCCAUGUCUCAGCUGUCUACUAUGGCAAACCAAAUCAUUACCAUCAAUGUGAGCAGUGAUGGAAGAAUUAAAUUAGACGGUAAAUCAACUAUUUCUAAUCACCUGGAUAUUAUUGCCUCUAAUGGAGUCAUCCAUGUGGUAGAUGCAGUUUUGAUCCCUUCCUCCAUUGUCCCAAUCCUCCCUCACAGAUGUGACGUAGUAAAAAGCAAGAUUGUGAUGGGACCUUGUGUUGAGUGCCAUUUGAUUUCUACCACAAGUUGUCCUCCUGGAAGCACAGAUCUGGAAAAAAUCCACACAGGCUGUGAGUACGCUCCUUCUGUCGUACACUCAAACACCAUGACUGGAAAAUGUGCCAAGUACUGUAACAAAACUGUAACGAGAUCAGAAUGCUGUAAAGGCUUCUAUGGUCCUAACUGUAAAGCCUGCUUGGGUGGCUUCCAGAACCCCUGCUACGGUCGUGGAAAUUGCAGUGAUGGAAUCGAAGGUGAUGGAACCUGCCACUGUGCUCCAGGCUUCAAGGGGAUAGCUUGCCACAUCUGUAUCAAUCCAAACAGACAUGGUGAAAACUGUGAAGAAGAUUGUCAUUGUCUGCAUGGUGUCUGUGACAACAGGCCAGGAAGCAGAGGAGUCUGCCGUAAAGGCAGCUGUGCGGAUGGCUAUACGGGAGACUUCUGUGACCGGAGUGUAAUGUCCUGUGGUCCAUCCGGCUUGUCACAGUACUGCCAUGUGGAUGCUGUCUGUGAUUAUGAUGGCAGCAGCACAAGAUGCAUUUGCAAGAAUGGAUACAAAGGAGAUGGAUUUUCCUGUCGGCCUAUUGAUCUUUGCCAAGAACCUGACAGAGGAGGCUGUUCUCUCAAUGCUAUAUGCACAUACCUAGCACCAGGUAAUGCUUCAUGCACCUGCAAUGAAGGCUGGACAGGAGAUGGACAGAUGUGCGUGGAGAUCAACAAUUGCUUUCUUCCAGACAAAGGUGGCUGCGAUGUCAAUGCUGACUGCAUCUUUGUUGGCCCAGCACAGAGUAAGUGCAUCUGUAAGGAGGGCUACCAGGGUGAUGGAAUUAGCUGUGAUCCAGACAAUCCUUGUCUAGAAAACAAUGGAGGAUGCCACUCCUUGGCCAGCUGUAAGUUUUCUGGAGCCGGACAGCGACAGUGCAUUUGCCCCAAAUUCUAUGGAGGUGAUGGAUCCAUUUGCUAUGGCAAUGUUUACACUGUGCUGAGAGACAACUCUGACUUCAGCAGCUUCUUUCAAUGGAUCAAGAACUCCUCAUUUGCUGUACCAAAAGACAACUUAACAGUUCUUGUGCCCUCUGAAGACGCCAUUAGAAAUUUAGAUCAGAAGGAUUUAGAACAAUGGAGAGACCCCUACCUACUACCAUACUUAGUCAGAGUACAUUUUCUAGAGGGGAUGUUUUCUAUUGAUGAUCUUAAGCAAGAAGAUUUACAUUUGCCAACCCUGAACCACCCGACAGAAUGGGAAAUAAAGGUUGUAAAUGAGACGGUUAUGAUACAGAACGCAAAUAUCCUCAUCUCCGAUAUACCAGCAGUUAAUGGAUAUAUUCACAUCAUUGACAAGGUUUUGAUUCCACCCCUGGCAGAUGUCCCAGCACCUCCUCCAAGUCUGAUGCAAGUCUUGAAUCAAACUUCUGAUUUCAGCAUAUUCAGGGACACUUUAAUGAGCUACAACCUGACGGCUGAAAUUGAAGCUCUUGAAGCAUACACUCUUCUUGUUCCACUCAACAAAGCAAUAGAAGAUCAUCUAAAUGAAACACAAUCGGAGAAAAUGAAGGAAGACGUUGUGCGCUAUCAUAUAAUCAAGGGGGUAACACUGCUGCCCCAAAACCUGAGGAAUGGAGUCCACCCUAGCACUCUGUUGGGACAGUCGUUUGAAGUAAUGUUUCACAUAAUUCAGAAUGAGACUUUCGUUAAUGAAGUUCCACUGGAGAAGAUAUUUAACUUGACAAAAAAAGGAAUAGUAAUGGCUGUUCCUCAAAUUUUAGAAGUUCAUGAAAAUCGAUGUGACCGGCAAAUAAUGAUUCGGAAGCAGGGAGAUUGUGGACGUUGUAACAACAAUCCUAGAUGCCCCAAAGAUGCUAUCCCACUACCUUUACAAAAUGAUGUGAAAGAGUGUUCCUACCGGAAGAAACUGAAAAAAGUAUAUAGACGCUUUAAAGGCUGCAUGUACACCUGCCUGCUCCCUACCCAGGAUCAGAAUUGCUGCAACGGCUAUUUUGGAGCCCAUUGCUUCAAAUGCCCCGGAAAGCCUGGAAAUUGGUGCUCAGGCAACGGUGAAUGCCAAGAUGGCAUUUUUGGAAGUGGGGAGUGCUUGUGCAAAGAAGGCUUCCAGGGCACAGCCUGUGAAAUGUGUGAACCUGGACGAUUCGGACAGGACUGCAAAUCAAACUGCAGCUGUGUCCAGGGCAAAUGCUUGGAUGGAAUGAGUGGAAAUGGGACCUGCUUAUGUUACAAGGGAUGGAAAGGAAAGAACUGCUCUAUAGAAAUUGUGGCUGAUGCAUGUAAUGGUACCUGUGAUCCAAAUGCCAAUUGCAUCGCUGGAGUGUCUGGCACAGUUGCUUUAUGUUUAUGUUCGGCUGGAUUUCAGGGAAAUGGAACCUUUUGCUCAGAAAUCAACCCCUGUGACACAAGUAAUGGUUACUGCUCAGAACAUGCCAACUGUACGAAGAUUGCUCCAGGAGAGAGAAAGUGUGUCUGCAAGGAAGGCUACUAUGGAGAUGGGGUACUUUGUCUUGUAAAGGAAUCAAACUGUCGGGAAGAUGGAGGAUGUCAUAGAAAUGCAAUUUGUGUAUCACAUGCUAAUGGAACGGGCUCUUGUGUUUGUAAGUUGGGUUUCAAAGGUGACGGAUACACCUGCACUGGAGUAUGCGAAAUAAACAAUGGAGGCUGUCAUCCCCAGGCAUCUUGUUAUUCCUUAUAUAAUGGCAUUCCAAGGUGCUUUUGCAGACAUCCUUUUACUGGGGACGGAUACCAGUGCAACGGCAGUGUUAAAGCUUACAUUUCUUCAAUGAAUGAAGCAAGUAUAUUUUACUGGAAAUUAAUGGAUUACAAAAUCAAACUUGAGAAUGGACCUUUCACUGUCUUUGUUCCCCACAAAGGUUACAUUGCCAACCAUUCAAUCACACAAUGGGUAUACGUAAGAGCUAUACAAAACAGAACGCGGAUAAAAAACAUCCUCCGAUACCACAUUGUGAGCUGUCAGCAGCUUCUCCUUGAUGAUCUUCAACUCCAGAACAGUCUAACUACAACUGCGGGAAGCAGCAUUGAGAUAAGCGUCAAAGAGGGCACAAUUUACUUAAACAACAAAACCAAAAUUGUCAAGAGUGAUAUUGUCACCACUGAUGGAAUUAUUCAUUUUAUCGAUGAUGUUUUAAUCCCUGAAGUCAAACAGAACCGAAGCAGUAUCCAAAAUGAUUCUAUCAUUGAGGUAGCAGAGGCCUAUGGAUACACUAUAUUUGCAAAACUUUUAAAGGAGACUAGCAUGUUGUCAGUUGCACAAAAUCGGUUUCUUCAGCCUUUCACCAUGCUGUGGCCAACAGACAGCGUCUUCAAUGCUUUACCAGAAGAAAGGAAAACAUGGCUUUACAGCAAAGAACAUAGAGAUAAACUGGAGGCUUACAUCAAAGUCCACAUGUUUAAAGAUAAAACGAUUGAAGCUUUUAACCUACCUGGUGAAAAGAAGUUACGAUCCUUGUAUGGCUCUGAAAUAACGUUUUCUUGCAGUCAUCAACAAAUUGGUGAUAUCCUUGUGGACAAUGGUAAUGCUAAAAUUGUUGAAGUGAAUAUUGAAUUUAAUGGAGGAAUUGCACAUGGAAUAGAUCAGCUUUUGGAGCCUCCAAAUAUAGGAGCCCGGUGUGAUUCCAUUGAAACAGUAAAUACUACAGGACAUUGCUCCAGCUGUUCAUUUGUCCCCAUCUGUCCUUCUAAUGCAAAUCCUACUGGCAAUAUUCUUUCAUGUUCGCGACUCCAAUAUUCAUACUCGUAUCCACAAUCACGAUGGAGGGGGGGACCCUUCAGGAAUCGACACUGGCCUUACUUUGAGCCAACAGUUGGAUGUCAAAGAGAGUGCUAUUACUAUCAAUGGGUUCAAAAAUGCUGUAAAAACCAUUAUGGAAGGGACUGCCAAGUUUGCCCAGGAGGACUUGAAGCCCCUUGCAGCAAUCAUGGGCGAUGCAUUGAUGGUACACGUGGAACUGGAGAAUGUGAGUGUGAUUCAGGCUUUACAGGAGUAGCUUGUGAGCUUUGCAUUAGAAACCACUAUGGACCAAACUGUACAGAGUGUAAAUGUACGGAAAAUGGAACAUGCACUGAAGGACUCGAUGGAGAUGGGAGCUGCUUCUGCAAAGACGGCUGGACUGGGAAGCGCUGUGAAAGUGAACUAGAAGUAAAGCCUAUAUGUACACCAGAAUGCAACAUUAAUGCAGUGUGCCAUGCGAAUAACAUAUGUGAAUGUGGACCAAUGUAUGAUGGAGAUGGACGGAACUGUACAGUAAUAGAUAUGUGCCAAGACAACAACGGAGACUGCCAUGAAGAUGCAACAUGCACGCAAAGUGGACUCAUCAAAACAUGUCAGUGUCUGUCUAAUUAUACUGGAGACGGCUAUUAUUGUGCCCCUAUAAAUCCAUGCACAACAGACAAUGGAGACUGCAGUGAUUUUGCCCUUUGUAUCUUUACCGGUGCAAAUGCAAGACGCUGUGAAUGCCAGGCGGGCUAUGUGGGCAAUGGAAUACAAUGCCUGGAGAAGGCAGUGCCCCCUGUGGACCGGUGCCAGAACGACAACGGAGGCUGCCAUCCUCAGGCGAUUUGCUCAGACCUCCAUUAUGAAGAGAAAACCGCCGGGGUGUUCCACCUACAGUCUCCAGCAGGGAAAUACAUGCUGAACUACACAGAGGCAGAGGCAGCCUGCCAGGAAGAGGGAGCAACCCUGGCUACGUUCUUACAGCUCUCUGCAGCGCAGCAGCUCGGCUACCACCUGUGCAUCGCUGGUUGGUUGGAUUCCAAACUUGUUGGAUACCCAACCACUUAUCCAUCUCUCAGCUGCGGUAAAAAUCACGUUGGGAUCGUCGAGUACAGACAACCAUUGGAGUCAAACAAAUACGAUGCCUUCUGUUACAGAGUGCAAGAUGUGAGCUGUGUUUGCCAGGAUGGAUAUAUAGGAGAUGGAGAUUUUUGCAAUGGAAACCUACUGGACGUUUUGGCCACCAAUGCUAAUUUCUCAUCGUUUUACCUUGCAUUACUUAGGCAGUCAAACGUAUCAAAAAGUGGUGAAGACCUGCUGGAAUUCCUCUCUGACAGCUCAAUACAGGAAACCUUAUUUGUACCAACAAACAGUGGAUUUGAUGACAAUGAGACUUUGUUCUUGAGAGACUUGGAGUUCCACAUCUCGACCAACAACAGCUUUACCACUUACACUAAAAUGUUACAUGGGAGCAUCAUACCUUCAAGACUGGGAUAUAAUCUCACCGUCCUUGAUUCUUUCUUUACCAACAGAACUGUAAGAAAUGGUUCCAAGUUAAUAAAUGACCGACUUAUCCUGGAAUGGGACAUUCCUGCCAUGAAUGGAAUAAUUCAUAUAAUUGAGGGGCCUUUGAAAGCUCCACCUCCAUCAAUCUUGACCGUCUCUUCCCGCAAGACCCAGACAUCAAACACCACAGUCAUUUUCUCAGUUCUUCUUGUGUUUUUGUUGAUUUCGACAGCUGGCGGGGUGAUCUACUGGUUGUUAAAAUGCAGAAAUAACGGUUUCCAGUUUCAGUAUUUCAAGGAUAAUGAUGAAGAUGAAGCCGUGUCCUCUGGUACAAGAAAGAACAUGGCAAUGGUCUCAAUCCCAAAUCCCCUCUUUAGUGGCUUCAGUGUAUUUGCAGAUCCUUUUAAUGAAGCGGCAGAUGUCGACAACUCAGAAACACAACACAUCCUUGAUUAACUGCCAUGAGAGCCAAUAGGAUGACCUUCCUGAUUGACAGUUUAUUGUCACCUUAUGCAAAUUCUCUGGAAUUUUGACACCUUAUUUGAAUUGAAGCAUACAUGGAGAGAGAAACAAUUCUCUGGUCUGUUGCAAAUAUUCUGUUCAGCUGGAGAGCAUCAGGCUGAAAUAGCAAGCACUACUUUAUAGACUUUAUGCUUCAUACUGUGAAUUUUUUUUCUGCAGAUGUUUUUAUUAUAAAGAAGUCAGAAUUACCCUAAAAGUAAAAAUAAAAAUCAAAUAUACUGAAAUAAAAUUAG